UUCUGCUGCCUGCCCACUAGGUACCUCAGAGCACCGAACCAAGUACACAAAAAAAUGCGCAUGGCAUUUUGGACAUCUCAGCGGUGACGACAACUUGCUGGGUUAUAAAAUGUCGUCAAGUAAUUACGUUGGUCAGCGUCUGUCCUACGAUAAUGCACUUUGCACUGUCCGCUACACAGGGCCCGUCGCUGGCACGUCAGGCAGCUGGCUCGGCGUAGAAUGGGACGACACCGGACGCGGGAAACACGACGGCCAACAUAAAGACGUCCGAUACUUUUCAUGUCUCUCAAAAGCCCCCACCGCCGCUUCAUUCGUGCGGCCAACCCGCCGCGCCGACGCUGCGCAGAGCUUCGUCACCGCGUUGCACGGCAAGUAUGCCUCCGAGGCGGUCGCGAAGCGCGAGGCGGAGAUUCAGCAGAUUGUCUUCUUUGGUAAGAAACCUGCCGAGGAGGUCGGCUUCGACAAGAUCCGCCGGCAGCUCGCGCGCGUCGAGGACUUGACCAUUGUGAUUCUCGACGGCACGCGCAUCCAGUCGGACAUCGUGGACGGGGACAAGAGUAUCAAGGAGACGAGCCCCCUCAUUUACGAGCUGGAUAUUAGCAGGAACCUGUUUGAGGAGUUUGAUCAGGUGAUCAAGAUCUGUCAGGAGUUGGACGGCUUGAAAAGUCUGAGACUCAACGGUAACCGCUUCCGAGUUAUCGAGACGGGAGAAACGCAGGCCUUUGCAAAAGUGACUGAGCUGGAGCUUGAGGAGACACUUUUAAGCUGGGAAGCGCUCUGUGGUCUAGCCCUCAAAUUCCCAUCCCUCGAGACCUGGAGCUGCAGCUUGAACCAGUUGACCGUGCUGCCCAGCGUCUCGUUCGGAUCGCUCGCCGCAACCCUCACGACCUUGGAUCUCGAAUUCAACGAGUUCACAUCACUCUCUGACAUCGCGGCUCUGUCAUCCCUAGAGUCCCUCCGCAACCUCCACCUCAAGGGCAACAACAUCGCCACCAUCUCCUCUCCUUCCGGCCCGGUCCCGACAUUUUCAACGAGUCUGCAGUAUCUAGACAUAUCCUAUAACGCCGUCGCAAGCUGGGCCUUUGUAGAUGCUCUCCCCACCUCAUUCCCGGGCCUCACGGCUCUCCGUUUCGCCCACAACCCAAUCUACGACCGUCCCGACCCGGACGCCGCCGCCGGCGAUAACCAGACAAAGUCGACGGACGAGGCACACAUGGUGACCAUAGGCCGCCUCGCCUCUCUCAAGGCCCUCAACUUCACAGCAAUCUCGCCCAAGGACCGCGAGAACGCAGACAUGUUCUACCUCUCCCGCAUCGCUAGACAGCUCGCCUCCGUACCCGAGGCCGCCGAGCCCGAGGUCAUUGCCCAACACGCCCGCUACAAGGAACUCUGCGACCUCUACGGCGCGCCGGACGUCAUCCGCCGCGACGAGAUCAACCCUACCUACCUCGAGGCUCGUCUCAUCACCGUACACUUCACCCAUGUCGCAACAGCAGCACGUUCAGACGGCGGCAGCCGGGAAGAAGGACAACAGAUGACCAAGACGGCCACGAUCCCCAAAUCGUGCGACGUCUACGCCGUCAAGGGGAUUGCGGGACGGCUGUUUGGUGCGGAGCCCCUGCGGCUGCGUCUGGUGUGGGAGACUGGCGAAUGGGAUCCCGUUGGCGGGUUCGACGACGAGGAGAAUGCGGAUGAUAGCAGCGAUGAGGAAGACGCUGCUGCUGGAAGGAGCGGUGAGGGAGCGCAGGAGGCGAGAGGAGGUAGAUGGGUCAAGAGGGAGGUUGAGCUUAGGGAUGGGCCGAGGCAGCUGGGGUUCUGUGUGGAUGGAAUGGAUGUCAACAUCCGCGUGGAAGACAGGUGA
Colletotrichum scovillei is the source of this 1861-nucleotide messenger RNA. Its product is annotated as CAP-Gly domain-containing protein. Gene Ontology annotation, molecular function: protein binding. NCBI's taxonomy places the organism in Eukaryota, Fungi, Ascomycota, Sordariomycetes, Glomerellales, Glomerellaceae. The coding region runs from base 110 to 1861 and encodes 583 amino acids. The transcript is spliced from 3 exons. The record is from RefSeq and is a predicted model, not a curated record.